This is a messenger RNA of Cyprinodon variegatus (sheepshead minnow), 1249 nucleotides long. It is a transcript of the gene trir, whose product is annotated as chromosome unknown open reading frame, human C19orf43. The record is from RefSeq and is a predicted model, not a curated record. Lineage: Eukaryota; Metazoa; Chordata; Actinopteri; Cyprinodontiformes; Cyprinodontidae. Bases 447 to 920 code for a protein of 157 amino acids. The transcript is spliced from 3 exons. Gene Ontology annotation, molecular function: 3'-5' exonuclease activity; 5'-3' exonuclease activity.
AAAAAUAAAGAUGGCCGACCGACGGUGAUGGGUGGCGAGAGUUAGCGACGAUAAAUCUUUUAGGUUGCUUUAGAUCGGUGUUGAAAUUCGACGCUUCUAUCGCUUUGCCGAUUAGAUUUUAAUGCGUUGAUCGAUCCACAAGAGAGGUUUAAGGUGGAUGGCGGUUUGUUUUUUACACAGAGAGGCCUUAGAAAACGGGUGUUAGCCGCGUUGGCAGGUUAGCCUGCGACUGCUUUUGUUUUUCUCGAAUUUCUGCACCGGAAGAAGGACGUUUUCUGUUCCUUUUAGGCCCGUUUUUUAGAAACCACGCCAGUCUCCUCAUAUUUGUUUCUUUACUGGCUCCAGUUGGUAGUUAGUGGCGUUUUAAAGGCCACAUAAAGAAAUAUUAGCGGCUCAUUUUGACCCGCCGGACUGUGCGUCUGUUUCUGAAAGUUACACCGGAGGACAUGGAUCCUCAGCGAGCACACGGCAAACACAAGACCAGCGGCGGCAGCAGCAGCGGGGGCUCCAGCCCCGCGUCUCCAUCCGGCAGCCCCGCAGCAGCAGCGGCCCCUGCGGUGGCCAACGUGUUCGCCAACGACGGCAGCUUCAUGGAGAUUUUUAAGAAGAAGAUGGAGGAGGAGAAGAGGAAAAGGGAGGCGCAGGGAACAGGUGGAGAGGCGAGGGCCACCGAGCAAGGACAGACCUCAGUGGAAAAGAAGGCCCCUCCUGUGACCAGCUUUGUAAGGGGUUUAGCAGUUGUGGGGAAGCGCCGGGGCGGUGUGUUCCUAAAGACCGGAAUGGUUGCCAAGAAGCAGAAACAGGACUCAGAGGCUGAACCAGGCAAGAGCGAUGCUUGGUCUAAGUACAUGGCUGAGGUGAAAAAGUACAAAGCCCACCAGUGCAGCGACGACGAUAAAACCAGACCUCUGGUCAAAUAGGCGAAACGACGACGCUCGGCGUGGAAACCUACGGAGGGGGAGGAGCUUCAGGGUGGACACAACCUGUAACCACCUCCUCUUACUGCCAGUGGAAGUCAACUUCACUGUCUUUUCACAAACUGCUCUGGCCGACACCUUUUUUUUCUUUUUUAUAUUUUGUCUUCUUUGGUUGUGGUAUCUUUUACAUGCCUUCAUUGUGAUUUGUGUUAAUCCAUGUCUAACUUAAACCGAUUACAAAGCCUACCAGUGGUUUCAAUUAAAUCCAAUUUCCUUAGAUGUCUUUUGCAUCUGUUUGGGUAUUUGUAGAUAAAAUGUUAGUAAAAAAAACU